Molecule: messenger RNA, 1200 nt
Organism: Dacryopinax primogenitus
Lineage: Eukaryota; Fungi; Basidiomycota; Dacrymycetes; Dacrymycetales; Dacrymycetaceae
Product: PIN domain-like protein
Exons: 10
Coding region: 1-1200 (399 amino acids)
Cellular component (GO): cytoplasm; nucleus
Molecular function (GO): 5'-flap endonuclease activity; 5'-3' exonuclease activity; DNA binding
Source: RefSeq, a predicted model, not a curated record
AUGGGUAUCAAAGGACUCACACAAUUGUUAUCUGAGCACGCGCCCAAGGCAUUGCGAGAUGUAGAGAUGAAGACUCUUUUUGGACGAAAGGUCGCGGUCGACGCGUCGAUGUCAAUAUACCAAUUCCUCAUUGCAGUGCGACAGAAAGAUGGAGAGAUGUUGAUGAAUGACCAAGGAGAGACAACAAGCCACUUGAUGGGUUUCUUCUACCGCACCAUCCGGAUGGUCGAGAAUGGGAUCAAGCCUGCUUACGUGUUUGAUGGUCGACCUCCAGAGCUGAAGUCCGGUGUGCUGGCAAAACGGUUUGAGAGGAAGGAGGAGGCGAAAGAGGAGGGUGAAGAGGCUAAGGAGACAGGAACCGUUGAGGACAUCGCGCGGCUGGCGGGAAGAACCGUGAGGGUGACACGGGAACACAAUGAGGAGUGCCAGAAGCUGCUUGCGCUCAUGGGUAUUCCGUGCGUUGUGGCGCCUUCUGAGGCCGAGGCACAGUGUGCAGAGCUCGCCCGAGGGGGCAAAGUGUUCGCCGCCGGAUCAGAAGAUAUGGACACGCUUACGUUCAAUACGCCGAUCCUUCUCCGGCACCUUACCUUCUCUGAGGCGAAGAAGAUGCCCAUCAGCGAGAUCAGUCUGGAACUAGCACUAGAAGGGCUGGAAAUGAACAUGAGCAAGUUCAUCGAUCUCUGCAUACUCCUGGGUUGUGAUUACCUCGAACCUAUCAAAGGUAUUGGUCCGAAAAGUGCACUCAAGCUGGUGCGGGAACACGAUAACAUGGAAGAGAUCCUGGAGACUCUGCGAGGAAAGAUGGUGAAGAAGGAAUCCAAGGGGGAUGGUACGCCACCAAAGAAGCGUGGAGGCGUGCAGGUGCCAGAUGAUUGGCCGUGGGAGAAGGCGAAGGAGUUGUUCAUCCACCCAGCCGUGACGCCCGCUGACGAGCUGACGCUUGAAUGGAAGGACCCGGAUGUCGACGGUUUGAUCGAGUUCCUCGUCCGGCAGAAGGGAUUUAAUGAGGACCGCGUGCGAAAAGGCGCGGAAAAGUUGUCGAAGAUGCUCAAUUCUAAACAGCAGGGACGGCUGGACGGGUUUUUCAAGGCGAUGCCGAAGAGCUCGCCUGACAAGAAGGAAGAUGCCAAGGGUGGGAAGGGGCCGAAGCGGAAGGCCGACGACAAGGCCGACGGGGCGAAGAAGAAAUCCAAGAAGUAG